AUGGAAUCAAAUCCAGAUACAAAGCAUCCAGAAGUAAUUCGGGAAUAUGAAACGACUAGAACGCAUGACAUUAGAGAUCAGUCGAUCCCUAUUAAUAGUCCUUCGUCUAUACUGGGGUUGCAGCGAACUCCGCAACAGAUGGGAACUCCUCCGCAAUCUCGUGCACAAGGACAACCUCAGAUACAAUCACGACCUGUCUUGCGUCCGCCCUUACAAGCUCAACAAACAUCGGCACAACCUGUUGGGCAGCCGCAAGUGACGCAACAAUAUCACCGUCAAAUACAAGCAAAUCCGCAGUCAACUCGACUGCCGCAUCAAUUGUUGCAUCAGGGUUUAUCUCUUCAAUUACGCCCUCAGGCAUUAUCUAACGGGCGGGGGCAGUCGAUUGACGGAAAUAGAUUGGUAUCUAAUAUGGAGUUGUUUCAACAAUUAAUUCGAAACCAGCAACAAAACCAACAGCCGCAACAACAGCCCGCAUAA
Messenger RNA from Paraglomus brasilianum, 480 nucleotides. The record is from the annotation of a GenBank genome assembly. Lineage: Eukaryota; Fungi; Glomeromycota; Glomeromycetes; Paraglomerales; Paraglomeraceae.